Monodelphis domestica (gray short-tailed opossum) is the source of this 8059-nucleotide messenger RNA. RefSeq names its product regulating synaptic membrane exocytosis 4 (gene RIMS4). The record is from RefSeq and is a predicted model, not a curated record. Gene Ontology annotation, molecular function: transmembrane transporter binding; small GTPase binding. Gene Ontology annotation, cellular component: presynaptic membrane; cytoskeleton of presynaptic active zone. Lineage: Eukaryota; Metazoa; Chordata; Mammalia; Didelphimorphia; Didelphidae. Gene Ontology annotation, biological process: regulation of synaptic vesicle exocytosis; regulation of membrane potential; positive regulation of synaptic transmission.
CACGGUCAGUGACACCUGCUCCUUAGCUUGGCGCCUCUCUGAUUCAGAAGCUGAUCGAGCGCUGUCCAGCGUCCCCGGAGUACGGUGCGCCCUGUUUGGGGCCCCGCCCGCCUCAAGCCCACUUUCCCUUUAACAUCAAACCCCCCAAUUCCCCGGCUCCCCGGGAGCCCCCUCCCUCCACGGGCCGCGCCGAUUGGCUAAACCGAUGACUUCACUCUAGAGCCCGCCCCGGGCUGGGGGAAUGAAGCGCCAGUCAGGUCUCCGCAGCAGACUGGAAAGCAGGCUGUCCCUCGGUUCUGUGCGCCUCACCUUGGCGCGGCCCAGCCCGGCCCUGCCCCACUCUGUCCCAUUCUAUCCCAUCCACUCCCAGCGGUCCAGGCUCAGCUGCCCAAACCCAGAGUGCCGCGCAGCGCCCUGGGUGUGGGCCCCGCAGCCCGGUAGCCCAAGCCUGAGCCCCAGCGGCUCCCUCCCUUCUUCCUUCGGAGCCCCAGCCAAGCCGCCAAGACGCCGCGCGCGGUGCUCCGAGUCAAAAAUGGGGCGGCUAAGCUGGCCAAACCGCCGGCGGCCGAGGCGCCCGGGGCCGGUCCUCCUGGGCUCUACAUGGAGCGCUCUCAGAGCCGCCUCAGCCUGUCCGCCUCCUUCGAGGCACUCGCCAUCUACUUCCCCUGCAUGAACUCCUUCGACGAAGAGGACGCUGAUGGGGAUGGCCGAAGGCUAAAAGGAGCUAUCCAGCGAAGCACAGAGACUGGCCUGGCUGUGGAGAUGCCCAGUCGGACCUUGCGUCAAGCCAGCCAUGAAUCUAUUGAGGACAGCAUGAACAGCUAUGGCUCGGAGGGCAAUCUUACCUAUGGAGGUGUGUGCCUCGCAUCUGAUGCCCAGUUCAGUGACUUCCUGGGCAGCAUGGGGCCUGCACAGUUUGUGGGACGUCAGACCUUAGCCACUACAUCUAUGGGAGAUGUGGAGAUCGGGCUGCAGGAGAGGAAUGGGCAGCUUGAAGUGGACAUCAUCCAAGCUCGGGGUCUAACAGCCAAGCCAGGCUCCAAGACCUUGCCAGCCGCCUACAUCAAAGCAUACCUGCUGGAAAAUGGUGUGUGCAUUGCCAAGAAGAAGACCAAAGUGGCCCGCAAGUCUCUGGAUCCCCUGUACAAUCAGGUGCUCCUGUUCCCUGAAAGUCCUCAGGGCAAAGUAUUGCAGGUGAUUGUCUGGGGCAACUACGGACGGAUGGAACGGAAGCACUUCAUGGGAGUGGCAAGGGUGCUUUUGGAGGAGCUGGACUUGACCAACCUGGCCGUAGGCUGGUACAAGCUCUUCCCCACAUCAUCCAUGGUGGACCCCGCCACUGGCCCGCUACUCCGCCAGUCUUCUCAGCUGUCCCUGGAGAGCACCGUGGGGCCCUGUGGGGAGCGCUCGUAGUGGCUGAACUUGGGGAGGGGUCGCCCAGGGACCAUGCCUGGAUUUGGAACUCCUGGCACUUCAGAUGGAAGCAGAUAGGGCUCCCUCCCAAGGAGGGGAGACCUACUCCGUGGGCUCCUCCCCACCCCUUGUUUGGCCCCCUUCCCCACCCUGAGGCCUUCCCUCUAUCAGAGCAAUUAGCUUUACCUUUGACUUGGUCACUUCCAGGCCCUCCAGAUUUUGGAGUGGGCCUAUUGUUCAACCUCUCCGUGUUUUUUGUGUCCUCCUGGGAGCUAGUUGCCUGGAGCUGUCUCCACUAUCCUAGGCCCGGGGCCUGCCUUCCCUCUAGUGCCCAUCUACCAGCAAGUGUCUUUCUUGUGGCACUAGGCUCCAGCGGCUGCAUACCCUGCCUGCAGCCAGUUUGACAGGAGCCCAGGGAGUUUCCAGGGAGGAUGGUAGAGCCAGUCUUUGCUCAAGGCCAUCUGGAUCCUGGAGAGGCCCCAGAACAUCAAGGCAGCCUGGAGACUCUGCCCGUCGGUCAUCAGGGGCGUCACCUCCUCUCGACUGAGUACCUCCUUCUAGGCAUACAUCCUCCUCUGAGGCCAGGAAUUGUUGGCACAGCUCUUCGGAUGUCAGGCCUGACCCGUGAUGACUCAGGAUGUAGAUGGUGCCUCCUUUCUACAAGGAAAAGAUCUCCCUCCUGGGAGCUAGGAGGCAAGGGCCUCAGUCCUGACUUAGCCACUUGGUAGCUCUGUGUGACCCUAAUGAAUCACCUCCCUUCUUCGGAUCUGUUUCCUCUUUUUAAAAUGAGGGGUUCGGACUAGACGAUCUCAAAGACCUUCCAUUGUAGGGCUCGGGGAUGCCUUUAUUUAGUGUCCAAAAGGAGAUCCUUUUCCUCAACAGCAGAGCACUUGGAUAGCUUCAGGGAAGGGGACUGCUGCUGCCCAUCUCCUCACCUUCAGAUCCUGGGGAUUCGUGUCUCAACUUGGAAGCAACUGAGACGAAGGGAACGCUAUCUCUCCGCUCUGCUCUUGGCAGAGGCUGGAUAGAACUGGGCUGAACUUGCUAGAUUUCCUGAGGUCUCGGCCUGUUUGCUACAAGCCUGGUCCAUCCCUAGAUGGGUCUGAGUGGGCUAAGCCAAGAUGUCAAGGGAGGCAGAAUUGGGAGAAGCUAGGGCUGAAGGUGUAGCCAAGGCAUUCCAUGCCAGCCAUGGACUCUAUAUCCCAGGGACCUGGGACAGUCUGUUGGAGAAGAACCCCCUCUGUUUGAUGCCCUUGGGCUCCAUAGGUCAUCUGGUCCAGCCUGUUGCCUCUGGGCAACCUCUUCUUUGAGGUCUCUAAGGCCAGAGAACCUCAGUUUGACUUUUUAACAAACACACACAAAGACCAUCCUGAAACAGGUGAACUAGAUGCAAAAGAAUCAUUUAUGUGGACUCUAGGAAAGCAAAAAAAUAGAUGAGAGAAAAAGAGAAAGGGCCAAACUAUUGGAUAUUUCCUUCUUUCUCUCUUCCUCCCCUCCCUUCCUUUCCCCUAUUUCUAGCUGCAUGAGGGUUUGGCUCUGUGUCCUGGUGCUCCCAGUUCCAGGUCUGGCUCACUGGCCUGACCCCUGACCUAGCCAGGGGAUAAUGUUGAGCAAAUUGUUGCAUACUGGGUAGGAACUCUCUUUAACGAAGCACAUUCCUGCCUCCUUUCCCAGGGAGGGCCCCUUCCCCUUCCCUUCUCUUCCCAGCACCACCUCAGUGUUGAGCCUGGUCCCCCUUCCUCAUCUCCCCCAUCCCUGGCAUGAAGGGACUGGUCCAGAGCAGGGCAUUUCCCUAACCUCUCAUAUUCAUAAAGUCCAAGGAUGGGGAACAUAAAAUCCAUUCCAAAUGUGGAGAAUGAUGGGCCAAAUGGGCUGGACAGGGAAGGGUUGGAUGCUGUCUAACCCUCUUCUUUUCUCCCGGAUGGCCCCAGAGGCAGCAGGUCUGUCUUUUCCUCUAGAACUUUGAGGACUGAGUGGGGGCUGGGGAGGAGUUGAUCAAAUCCUCCUAGUUUCAUGAUUUCUAAGUUUGGCUGCUGGGGCUGGUCCCUUGGGGGUAGUUUUGCCCAUCUGGCUUCUCUCUCCCACCUGGCCCAAAGAGGUUUUACUGGGGGUAUGGAAUUAUAUAGUGUUAUUUAUUCAUGUUAAUACUCUUCUUAUGAUUACACAUUUACAAAAUCUCCCUCAGCUCCUGGGCUAGGCUUGAGCCCUGAUGACUGGCCAAGGACAGGCCAGGACACUCAGAACAUGGGUUCUAGGCCACAUUUCUUUUAGGGGGUUGGAGAAAAAGUUCAAGGAUUCCUUUUAAAUUGGACUGGGGGAAGCAAUAGAGGCAACUUAUCCUAUUGAGCCUCAAUUUGCUCUUUUGCAAAAUUCAGGACUUGAGACUAGAUCGUCUCAAAGGUUCCUCUCACUAAAUCUCAGAUCCUGUGGCUCUCCAUCAUGUUUGGGGUGACUUGCAAUUGGAGUGGGAGGCUAUGAGGCCUUGGGCCUGGGGUUCAGGUCUAAUGCCCUAUUCUCUUAAUACCAAAGCCAAUAGAGCUGGGCUUUCCUAUCCCAAUUGCUAAGGGCUUCUGGUUUCUCCUGGCUCAGUCCUUUAGCCAGAUUGGGGUAGCAGGAAGGGGUGAGAGAACUUUUCCAGUCCUGGGCUAAUGGAAUAGAGAUGGAAGGGGCUCCCUAACCUAAGACCUUGGGGAAGGAGACUUCAACAUUUCCCCCAGGGUAGCUUCUGAGAUGGGAACGUCGUUACAGGUGAGGAAAGGGGGCAAGGUUAAGAGAGUUUGUGGUACAGUAGAAAUCUGAGGUUCUUGUGAAAAAAAGAUUUCUUUCUUGUCUGUUUAUUUCUCACUGUUAAUAGCUAAUGCCCCCUCUUCCCUGGCUGGAGAUUACUCUGGGUUCUUUCUGGCCCACCAGCCCUGGCAGGUAGGGCUUCAAGGCCAGACUAAGACCUGGGGUCAGAAUGCAUCUGUGGUCUCAGGACUGACCUAACCAUAGUGAGAACUUUCAGACAACAGCAAUUCUCAAAGACACAGCCGUAAAGGGAGGCUGGAUGAUGCUGUAGUCCCUGGCAGGAAGAGAAUAAUCAUUGACCCCUGAUGCAUUGAAAUAGCAACUGCUGGAACCAGGAGACUUCUCUUGGAACCGUGUGGCCCAUGUACAGAUCAUGGCCAUUUUUUCUAAAGAAGAGAAGAACUGUCUGGGGCUGCCAGGAGGAAGAGCUGCCUGAGGCUGCCAUGGGGCCAAGCCCUUCUCUGGAGCACCAGAAGUUCUCACCCCCCAGCCCCAGGCUGAAAAGAAGGCAGGGGCAGGGGAGACCUGUGUGAAGGGAAUUCCUAGGGGGCAGUGAAGUGGCCUCAUCACUUUCCCCUCCAGACCUUGGUGUUGAGGAAGAGGACUUGACCAAGUUCUCCUCCCUUCUGUCUCCUACCAAGGCCUAUUUUGUGAAAGAGACUGGGUACGAAGCAAUAAUCCAUCCAGAGGUGGGGUGGGGGCCACGGCCUCAGGACCCCCUCCUCCCGCUGCUUUUCUUGUUCCUUCUGUGAAAUAACUGGCCUCCUGGAGGGGCCUUGAGUUGUAUCCUUAUCUCCUGUCCCCCCAUCCCCACUAUUAAUGGUCCAUUCCUGUUGGUGUGUCCUGAGUGUGUUCUGUGCUGGGGUGUAUGUAGGGGUGGGGUGGGGUAGUAAACUUUUUGUUAAACUGUAGUUUUCGGAGAGACUCUGUAUGAACUUGGCUCCUACUUGGGACCCAAGGAGGUUCUGGCUGCCACCCUGUCAUGUCCCGUCUGUCCAUCCUUCUGACACUUUGGCAGUAGAAAAAGACUGGUCCCCUAGGGUGGGAUGAACUCUGUCCCCAGAGCUGGGCAGACUUCUCCCAGUUGUCUGGGCCAGGCCCCAAGUGGGGAAUAAAUAGAAUGUGGCUUCUCUACAUUAAAGAGAAUAAUACUAGUAAUAAUAAUGAUAAAUAAUAAUAGUUGACAUUUCUAUAGCACUUUCUAAUUUACAAAGCGCUUUACAUCCAUUAUCUCAUCCAAUCUGUAUAACCCUGUGACAUAGAUAGUGCAAGUAAUACAAUCCCCUGUUUUACAGAUGAGGAAACUGAGGCUUGCAGAGACCUAAUUUGACAAUUCAGGUCACUGGUAGAGUAGCAGUCUACAUGUCAGUCUUCUGAGCAUGAACUGAGCAGAGGGGUUGAGCCCCUGGGGUGAUGAGGUCCCCAGGUCUAUUUUUCUCUUAGUCUGCAGACCUUCUGGGGCCCCCAGGAAGCCAAACCAGGAGUGACUCAUGUUCUAUCUUGUCUCCUGGGGAUGCUGAUGGGUUCUCCCUAGGUGGCAGUUGAGAUCUCUAGCUAGAAGGAAUCAGGUAUGAGAAGUUUCUCAGGCUAUAGAGAGAACACCAACUGCAACCAUUCCUUAGCUUUGGAGUGAGCACCCUUGCCCAGGAGUUACCUCUAGCCGGAUCUGCAGAGGACAGGAGAAGGUACCUUCAGUUGGGUCUGGAAAUACUCAUCUUUCCUCACAUUUGUACAGCACUUUAAACUUUUCAAAGAGUUUUCCUGCUUAUUCUUGUGAUCCUUCUCCAUAUGUUAGGCAUUAUUUCCAUUUUUAUGAGGGGGAAACUGAGUCUCAGAGGAAUUAAAGCUAAUCGGUGUCCUAUAGUGAUUCAAUAUCAGAACCAGGACAAGGCCUCAGGUCUUGUGCAUCAUGCCCAUUGAUGCCUUGAGUGGAGACCUGGGAGAAUGACCCAAGCCUAGGAAAUAAGGAUUUCUGAAAACUAAAGGCCAGGCCAAAGCAGCUACCUUCAGGUCAUGCUGUUAUUGUAAUGCAAUUCAUUGUUGGGAUUUGAAUUUAGUUGGAGAAUCUACAUGUCCUCUGAGGACCCUCCCAACUCCUGGUCCAUGAGCUGGGUUUGAAUAUCAGCUGUGCUACUUACUACCUAUGACCUUGGUUAAUCACUUUAACCUCCCUGGACCUCAGUUUCCUCCUCAGAAAAAUUAGUAGGUUGGACUAGGUGAUCCCUUUCAGCUCCAAAUCCUAUGAUUCCCCCAAGUCAAGACUGUGCAGGGCUUUUCAAAAUAGCAUACAGGUCCCUUGGACUGGUGGUAGCACCACCUGUACCACUUGGGGGUGGCAGUGCUUGGGCAUAGUGAUCAUUUUUAUUUUGCCUAGGCUGGAAGGCCGCUGAGUAGCUGCUUGGCUGGCCCCUUUUGCCCCCCAUAAGUCCCACAGCAAUAGAAGUUUUUUAGUUAAUAAGUGUGGGAAAAAAUCCAGUCAGCACCAAUGGGUGUUGGGUAGGAUUGGACCAAUUCACACCAAGUGGACCACAUACACACACACACACACACACACACACACACACACACACACACACACACAGAGUUCAGAUCAAAAGCAUCUCACAGUGAGGCUGGAUCACCUUGCUAGACCAGGUGCAGCCGGUGUGCACCAAGGCUCUGUUCAUCCCAUCUGAUGGAUCAGAGGCACUUCAUUCCCCAUGUGGGACUGAGGUCAGACCACCCUUCCUGCCCUGUGGAGCUGACUGACCCCUCUUCGGUAGGAAAGGGCUCUCUAAGCCAGGCAGGUUAAAGUCAGCGGGAUGUCUCAAAGCGAGUUGGCAGAGGUGAGCUUCUGAAUGAAUGAACCCAGAGUCAAUGAGGUCAUCAAGAUGCAGGGACAAGUGUGCUGUGCUGGGAGUUAGUGCACCUGGGUUUUCAAUUCAGCUGUGCUGCUUAUUACCUGGGUGAUCUUGUGCAAGUUACUUAUCAACUUGGCUUCAGUUUCCUCAUCUGUAAAAUGGGUUAGAUGAGAUGACCUCAAAGGUUUCAUUCAGCUUAAUUUGAUUCUAUGGACCCUCAUCAUAGCACUGGAGUGCAGUUUAUAGCUCCAGGGGUUCCCCAUUUUAAACAAAGAUCCAUAUUUUUGGAUAAUACUUUGUCUCUCAGCUUCAAGUUUUGGAUCUAAUCAAUUUUCCCUCUCACGUGAGCCUCGUCACACCCCGGUGAUCGCACUCAUCUUAUAGCUGAGGAAAACGAGGGCCAGAGAAAGGGCAUGACUUACUCAUAGUCAUACAAGUUAAUGGCAGAGCUGGGACUCAAACCUAGGUCCCUUGACAAAUUAAGGAAGGAUUAGAAAGAAGUCUUCACUUCAUGAAAGUCCAGCUCACUGUUGAGAUUCUUGAAAAGGAGAUCUUUUGGGUAUGAUUCCAUUUACAAAGCUCUUUUACACUGUUCUCCACAGAAGCACAGUUGUUACAUAAAGCAAGGACCACCUGCAUUUAUUUAUUGAGUCUGACACUGUGCCACCCGUCCUGCCUCCCCCCAUACUUCCCAGCAGCCCAAUGGCUCCCAGAGGGCUUCCUUGGAACGCUGAGGAAGCCUUGUUACCAGUCUGUAGAUGCCUGGGUCCCUAAGAUGGAAGAUUUUCAGUAGAUAGGGUGAUCCACCCUCUCACCAUGAAUCCACCUCACUCCAGGAGCAGGUUGUUUUUGGUCCUGGGGUGGAAAGGACUUGCUGGGAGGUUUCUUUGUCAGGCAAAGCUGGGCCAAGUGGCAAAAGUUUUGGAAUGGGGUCCAGGCCCCUAGGUUGCAGUGUCUUAUGUUGAGCUCAUGUAAAUCAUGUUGAAAAAAAUUAAAACAUGUUUUUGUUUUUUUCUAAA